AUGACUGAUUGCCACAAGAUUCGGUUCUCACCCUGGAGGAUCCAGAGCAAUUUCUCCUCCUGUCUGGAUGCGGGCUGUUGCCACGGCUACCAGCCUGGACCCGCUGAGCCUAAACCCGGGGAAGCAGGGAAGGAGAGAGGGGCUCUGCUGGGCUCCGAGCUGGUGCCAGCCACCCCCCAGUCAGGGUACGGCCACGCGGCGCCCGGCACGGACUCCGGCAAGGUCUUCUGCAUGUUCUAUGCCCUCCUGGGCAUCCCCCUCACGCUGGUCACCUUCCAGAGCCUGGGCGAGCGGCUGAACGCCCUGGUGCGGCGCCUCCUGCUGGCAGCCAAGCGCUGCCUGGGCCUGCGGCGGCCCCGCGUCUCCACCGAGAACAUGGUGGUGGCGGGGCUGCUGGUGUGCGCGGCCACCCUGGCCCUCGGGGCCGUGGCCUUCGCGCACUUCGAGGGCUGGACCUUCUUCCACGCCUACUACUACUGCUUCAUCACCCUCACCACCAUCGGCUUCGGCGACUUCGUGGCGCUGCAGAGCGACGAGGCGCUGCAGAGGAAGCCGCCCUACGUGGCCUUCAGCUUCCUCUACAUCCUCUUGGGGCUCACGGUCAUCGGCGCCUUCCUCAACCUCGUGGUCCUGCGCUUCCUGGCGGCCAGCACGCCCCUGCCCGAGCGCGCCUCGCCCCCCGCGAGCCCGGGGGCUGUGGGUGGCGGCCAGGCAGGCCCGCCCCGGGCUCGGCGGAAGUCCAUCUGA
This is a messenger RNA of Condylura cristata (star-nosed mole), 747 nucleotides long. RefSeq names its product potassium channel, two pore domain subfamily K, member 15 (gene KCNK15). The transcript is spliced from 3 exons. The record is from RefSeq and is a predicted model, not a curated record. Gene Ontology annotation, biological process: stabilization of membrane potential; potassium ion transmembrane transport. NCBI's taxonomy places the organism in Eukaryota, Metazoa, Chordata, Mammalia, Eulipotyphla, Talpidae. Gene Ontology annotation, cellular component: membrane. The coding region runs from base 1 to 747 and encodes 248 amino acids. Gene Ontology annotation, molecular function: potassium ion leak channel activity.